AUGGGGAGGUUCACCUAUAUAGAUCAUCAAGGUCUCCAAAAACACUCGGAAAGAUAUGGAGGUGACGGUGGUUCAGCUCAUAUGGUUACAUUUGUUGACGAUGAGCACCUCAUCGGGAUUAGUGGAACCGUGGGAAUAUAUGAACGCUACACUGUUAUUACGUCAUUGUCUUUCCUUACCAACAAAAAGAACUAUGGGCCAUACGGCACAAACCAGGGGACUAGCUUCUCAUUGCCGGUCGCUAAGGGUAGCUUUGGUGGAUUCAGCGGAAACUAUGGCGCAUACAUCGACUCUAUCAACGUCAUUCUUCAAUCAUCUUCUCUUGGGAAAAUAUUCAACAGAAACAUGGCAAGCAAUGGAAUACAUGUCGGACCAUGGGGAGGCAACGGUGGAGUUAAGCCUUGGACAUUCAUCCCCAAUGGUAGGAUUUCCCAAAUCCUUAUCAAUGCCUCUAGGUGUGUAGAUUCUAUCAGGUUCACCUACAUCGGACAUCAAGGUGUGCAAAAACAAUCGGAAAGAUAUGGAGGUGAUGGUGGUUCAGCUCAUACGAUUACAUUUGUUGACGAUGAGCACUUCAUCGGGAUUUCCGGAACUGUGGGAGUAUAUGAACACUACACUGUGAUUACUUCAUUGUGUUUCCUUACCAACAAAAAGAACUAUGGGCCAUACGGCACAAACCAAGGGACUAGUUUCUCGCUGCCGGUUGCUAAGGGUAGCUUUGGUGGAUUUAGCGGAAACUAUGGGGCAUACAUCGACUCUUUUAUUGUUAUUCUUCAAUCCUCUUCCUUUGGGAACAUAUUCACCUCAAACACGGUGUGUUCACUUGUUAGUUAUAUAUUAUUUUGGCUCUAUAUCCACGAGAGCAAUAGAAUACAUGUUGGACCAUGGGGAGGUAACGGUGGAGUUCAGCCCUGGACAUUCAUCCCCAACGGUAGGAUUUCCCAGAUCCGUAUCAGCGCCUCCGGGUGUGUAGAUUCUAUCAGAUUCACUUACAUAGAUAAUCAAGGUGUCCAAAAACAUUCCGAAAGAUAUGGAGGUGACGGUGGUUCAACUCAUAUUGUAUGUUACAUUUGUUGCGAUGAGCACUUCAUCGGGAUUACCGGAACUGUAGGAGUAUAUGAAGGCUACACUGUGAUUACGUCAUUAUCGUUCCUUACCAACAAAACAAACUAUGGGCCAUACGGCACAAACCAAGGGACUAGUUUCUCGCUGUCGGUCGCUAAGGGUAGAUUUGGUGGAUUCAGCGGAAACUAUGGAGCAUACAUCGACUCUUUCAGUGUCAUUCUUCAAUCAUCUUCCCCUGAGAACAUAUUCAAAUCAAACGUGGUAAGAAAUGAAAUACAUGUUGGACCAUGGGGAGAUUCUAUUAGGUUCACCUACAUAGAUCAUCAAGGUGACAAAAAAAACUCAGAAAGAUAUGGAGGUGAUGGGGGUUCAGCUCAUACGGUUACAUUUGUUAAAGAUGAGCACAUCAUCGGGAUUAAAGGAACUGUUGGAGUAUAUGAAGGCUACACAGUGAUUACGUCAUUGUCUUUCCUUAGCAACAAAAAUAACUAUGGGCCAUACGGCACAAACCAAGGGACUAGUUUCUCUUUGCCGGUGUCAAAGGGUAGCUUUGGUGGAUUUAGCGGAAACUAUGGGGCCUACAUCGACUCGUUUAGUGUCAUUCUUCAAUCCACUUCCCUUGGGAACAUAUUCAACUCAAACAUGGCAAGAAAUGGAAUACAUGUUGGACCAUGGGGAGGUAACGGUGGAGUUAAGCCCUGGACAUUCAUCCCCAACGGUAGGAUUUCCCAGAUCUGUAUCAGUGCCUCUGGGUGUGUAGAUUCUAUCAGGUUCACCUACAUAGAUCAUCAAGGUAUCCAAAAAUACUCAGAAAGAUAUGGAGGUGAUGGUGGUUCAGCUCAUAUGGUUACAUUUAUUGACGAUGAGCACUUCAUCGGGAUUACUGGAACUGUGGGAGUAUAUGAACGCUACACUGUGAUUAAGUCAUUGUCUUUCCUUACCAACAAAAUGAACUAUGGGCCAUACGGCACAAACCAAGGGACUAGUUUCUCAUUGCCAGUCGCUAAAGGUAGCUUUCGUGGAUUCAGCGGAAACUAUGGGGCAUACAUCGACUCUUUCAGUGUUAUUCUUCAAUCCUCUUCCCUUGACAACUUAUUUUGUUAG
Molecule: messenger RNA, 2169 nt
Organism: Lactuca virosa
Lineage: Eukaryota; Viridiplantae; Streptophyta; Magnoliopsida; Asterales; Asteraceae
Source: the annotation of a GenBank genome assembly